Molecule: messenger RNA, 447 nt
Organism: Physella acuta
Lineage: Eukaryota; Metazoa; Mollusca; Gastropoda; Physidae
Product: transcription factor Maf-like
Source: RefSeq, a predicted model, not a curated record
CGGUGCGCGCCAGUGCAGCUUGUAGUUAGGCGUGUCGACGUCAUCGCUCCCUGCAUAACUACGGAGAUGCCACACAGUUUUUUUUAAACUCAAAUUUUAGGUUUUGAACCUCAGUGUUUUUCCAAAGGGUAAUUCUAUCUUUGGAAUCGAAACGGUGAGAUGAGUCCGAUGUUGUGGUGUUGUUGUCUGGCGGCUCUGAUGGUUGCCGUUGUGGCCCAGGAGGAGCCACCGUCAAACAGUUCUUCAGGGGAGGCACCAGCCGAAGGCGGUGGCGGUGGCGGUGGCGGUGGCGGUAAUCCAGACAACCCACCGCCUGCUGCUGGUGGUGAUGGAGCUGGAGCAGGUGGUGCUCCUGGAGGGGGCGGGCAUGACCCAACGCCGGAUCCACCCCCCGUUGAAGCUGCACCAACAAAAGCCCCGCUGGCAGCUGCAACAACUGGUAAGUGA